Procambarus clarkii (red swamp crayfish) is the source of this 810-nucleotide messenger RNA. The record is from RefSeq and is a predicted model, not a curated record. NCBI's taxonomy places the organism in Eukaryota, Metazoa, Arthropoda, Malacostraca, Decapoda, Cambaridae.
AUGUCUGUGGACGUGUCAGCUCAAGUCGUGAACUACAGAAAGAGUGUGGAGCAUUUUAAAGCAGUUCUGUGGGCAGCCGAGGGCGCUCUGAGUGUCGACCGCUCAGACAGUGAGCUCCGCGAGCGGACCAAAUUCUGUCACAGUGCGUGGGAAAAUAUUCCAGAAAAGCCCGGCCCCAUAGACCGUGCUUGGGAAAAUAUUCCAGAAAAGCCCGGCGCCAUAGACCGUGCUUGGGAAAAUAUUCCAGAAAAGCCCGGCCCCAUAGACCGUGCUUGGGAAAAUAUUCCAGAAAAGCCCGGCCCCAUAGACCGUGCGUGGGAAAAUAUUCCAGAAAAGCCCGGCCCCAUAGACCGUGCUUGGGAAAAUAUUCCAGAAAAGCCCGGCCCCAUAGACCGUGCUUGGGAAAAUAUUCCAGAAAAGCCCGGUCCCAUAGACCACCGUGCGUGGGAAAAUAUUCCAGAAAAGCCAGGCCCCUUAGACCGUGCGUGGGAAAAUAUUCCAGAAAAGCCCGGCCCCAUAGACCGUGCGUGGGAAAAUAUUCCAGAAAAGCCCGGCCCCAUAGACCGUGCCUGGGAAAAUAUUCCAGAAAAGCCCGGCCCCAUAGACCGUGCUUGGGAAAAUAUUCCAGAAAAGCCCGGCCCCAUAGACCGUGCGUGGGAAAAUAUUCCUGAAAAGCCCGGCCCCAUAGACCGUGCGUGGGAAAAUAUUCCAGAAAAGCCCGGCCCCAUAGACCGUGCGUGGGAAAAUAUUCCAGAAAAGCCCGGCCCCAUAGACCGUGCAAAAAUAUUCCAGAAAAGCCCGGCCCCAUAG